Messenger RNA from Peronospora belbahrii, 1740 nucleotides. NCBI's taxonomy places the organism in Eukaryota, Oomycota, Peronosporomycetes, Peronosporales, Peronosporaceae. The record is from the annotation of a GenBank genome assembly.
AUGGAAGACGCAGUUUUGUUGCUGCUUAUGCUGUUUGUAUUAGUGAUGGCAUCGUACAUGCUUGGACGGGCUUCGUGUAUGAUUGUUUCACAAAGUAGCUUUGCACUUAUUCUUGGACUAUUUGUGGGUAUCUCUAUGAUUUUGGGUGGUAAACACGCGGCACUCCAUACCCACCUGAACUUGGACAACAGUCUUUUCUUUAAUGUCUUGCUACCGCCAAUUAUCUUUGAGGGAGGCUUUUCUGUCAAGCGUCAGGCUUUCUUUCGCAAUUUUCCAGCUAUUAUGAGUACAGCGGUGUUAGGUACGGUUGUAGCCACGACAAUCACGGGUGGUGUUUUAUAUCUUGCAGGCUUAGCUGGAUUGGUGACUAAGCUGUCAUGGGUGGAGGCUUUCCUCUUUGGUACACUGAUCAGUGCUGUUGACACUGUGGCUACAUUGAGCUGCUUCGAUAAGCUCAAUGUACCGCCGUUAUUGUUCAACCUCGUUUUUGGAGAAAGCGUAAUGAAUGACGCAGUGGCGAUUGCAUUGUACCAGACGCUGCACAAGUGGGACGCGGAAAGUAACCUGACAACUAAACAGUUGAUACGAGUAGCACUCAAUACUAGCGGUAUGUUUAUCGGAUCAUUGACUGUGAGUGCUAUUAUCACGCUUGGCGGAGCGUUCCUGCUCACACGCCAGUUCUUCGCCACAUUGCGCUAUUAUCCGAGUUAUGAAAUUUCGCUAUGUUUAAUCUUUAGUCUGUUGACAUACUUCGUGGCGGACAGAUUAAAGCUGAGUGGAAUUGUUGCACUUUUCUUUUCAGGUACCAUGACGGCGCACUAUCACUUCAACACGUUAUCGCGGGAGGCGCAGCACGCGUUUACGCACCUGUUGCACACAUUGGCGUUUGUUUGCGAGAACAUUGUGUAUGUUUUCAUGGGUACGUCAGUGGUAAUGAUAUUUGCUGGCCAUGGAGAAGCGAACGCUGGGGCGUCACUGCGCGUAGAUGAUAUCGACUGGUCGUUUAUUGGUCUUACGCUGGCGGCCUGCAUCGUUGGACGGUUCUUUAACAUUUUUCCGCUUUUAAGUUUGUGCAACUGCUUGCGUUCGCAAUCGAACCGGAUUCCAGUCAAACACAUGAGCGUCAUUUGGCUUGCAGGUCUUCGCGGAUCGAUGGCUUUUGCUCUGGCCAAAAAUUGGAAUUACGUUGGUCUUCAUGGAGCAUCGCACCGCCGUCUCAUCGAGUCCACGACUCUUGUCGUGAUUCUCAUUACGACGAUUGGAAUUGGCGGCCUUAUGGGUCCGUUGCUGUCAAUCUUGCACCUUACAAGCAAGCGUAAAGACCAUAGUCAUCUCGACCAGUCUGACACGGACAGGAGCUCUGCAUCUACAUCAGAAUCCGAAGAGAUUUUAUCACGGCAAGCUCAACGGAGCACACGCCAUGAUGAUGACUCGCAUAAAGCCUUAGCUUUUCCACAGGAAAAAAAGCUGAAGGAGAAUGAUGAUGGAAAAGGUGACGAGGUCUCAUUUUGUACUCCACGACCACAGUUCCACGAUACGAUGAGCGACGACGAAGAUGGUCUGAACGUCCGUGCUGUGGAUAGAUCCCGUAGCAAUUCACUGACUGGAGCUUUCUUCCGCAAUUGGCAAAUGUUUGACAGAACAUACAUGCAACCAGUAUUUGGUGGCACGUCUCAACAACUUGUCACGACGACAAUAGAUGAUAAUCCUGCGCUUGUGGUGGCUGAGCACACUGUAUGA